Molecule: messenger RNA, 123 nt
Organism: Acaulospora morrowiae
Lineage: Eukaryota; Fungi; Glomeromycota; Glomeromycetes; Diversisporales; Acaulosporaceae
Source: the annotation of a GenBank genome assembly
GGGAAUGUCAAAUUCCUGCCAAACAACUGGCGACUCCAGCCUGUUCGGGACAAAGAGGAGACUAUAACCAUAAAGGAUUAAAUGCUAGGCACGAAAUUAUUCAUAAGGAAUAUAUGUCUAGAA